Lentinula edodes (shiitake mushroom) is the source of this 690-nucleotide messenger RNA. RefSeq lists its product as uncharacterized. Lineage: Eukaryota; Fungi; Basidiomycota; Agaricomycetes; Agaricales; Omphalotaceae. Bases 144 to 548 code for a protein of 134 amino acids. The transcript has 3 exons. The record is from RefSeq and is a predicted model, not a curated record.
CCAUGAUAUGGUUCUGACGUACUUUCCGUCAUGUGCAUGAGAAAUAUCAUUUACUCUCAUUUUUAAAGCCAGGUAAUUGCCUGAAACCCCCUACGACUUUUAUCACUAGUACCAGCCACUUUGAAAAACUAUACUUCAUCAUAAUGUCCGUAAAUGACCGUUCUGUCGGAGGCGCUGUCGGUGUCGAUACCUAUCCUGGUGUCGCGAAUCCGACAUCAUCCUCUGAUACCAGCAAUCCUAUGGUAAACAACUUUGUCACAGACCCGACGUCGGAGGAGCGCGGUGCUGGCGCAGGAGCAAAUUUUGAAGGCGACAGACAAGCAGCCCGAAACUUUAGUCAGACGUCCGGUGUUGUCGAGGGCAGGCCUGGUGUUAUCGAAUCCUCAAACAUCCAUCCAUUGAACGAGAAUUCGAAUAAGGAUGAUGGAUGGGCAAAUGCCACCAAACAGCCAGGUCGCACAACGGAAAACUUUACUUCCACUGCAGCAUCUAAGGUUACAGAUGUAGCUAACAAAGCAUACGAGAUGGUUGCAGGGCAGAACAAGUAAGGAUGUUUUGGAAGGCAUGAAAUUUCAAUGGGCAUAACUGUACCUUCACGAAGAAAAUAGCUGUUUUACCGUACCCUUUUCCAUAUUAGUUUUAUCUUGUAUUGUAUAUGUAUCAUUUUGAAGAUCCUUCUUUACCACAAAA